Molecule: messenger RNA, 2042 nt
Organism: Fukomys damarensis (Damara mole-rat)
Lineage: Eukaryota; Metazoa; Chordata; Mammalia; Rodentia; Bathyergidae
Gene: R3hcc1
Product: R3H domain and coiled-coil containing 1
Exons: 7
Molecular function (GO): nucleic acid binding
Source: RefSeq, a predicted model, not a curated record
UCUCCGGCCCUGCCCACCUCCCCGCAGGCUCUCUCAGCAGUCACCCUGGCCCUUCUCUGUUUGGACGGUGUCUUCUUAUCCUCGGCUGAGAAUGACUUUGUCCACCGGGUCCAGGAGGAGCUGGACCGCUUCCUGCUGCAGAAGCAGCUGUCAAAGGUUCUGCUUUUCCCCCCACUGUCCAGUCGCCUUCGGUACCUGAUCCAUAGAACAGCGGAAGAGUUUGAUCUCUUGAGCAGUUUCUCUGUUGGUGAGGGCUGGAGGAGGAGGACGGUCAUCUGCCACCUGGACGUCAGAGUACCAACUUCAGAUGGCCCUUCUGACCCCUGCCGCCUUCCUGCCACCCACCCCGGCAAACACCAUGGUCCUCGGCCCACCUCCAUCCAUGGAGUGGGUGCACGGGCCGGCCGAUGGCAUCGUGGACGCAAGCCAGACCAGCCUUUGUAUGUGCCCCGGGUGCUGCGCAGGCAAGAUGACGGGGCAGUGACCUCCACCCCAGGGCUCAAAGGAGAGGCCCCCGCGGGCGGAGUCUCGGAAGAGUCCAGAGAUGCUGGUGCUGGGGACCCCGACGCUGAUGAAGGACUCCCCAUGUUGAUGACUCAGGAAACAGAGGACGUGAAGGGUCCAGACCAAAGUUUGGAGAAUGAAACACAGCUGGAGCCAGCUGACACUGAGCCCCCAGAGCCUGAGAGUCCCUUAAGGAAGUCCUGUAGGGUGGAGCGAGCCACACAGCUAGGGUCCAGUGUGCAGCCAACCCCGGAAGAGGAGGAGGAGGAGGAGGAUGCAAGUCAGCUGGAGCAGAGACUGGUGGACCAAGAAAAGGAGGACGAGGAAGAACAGGGCAGCUGCUCUGAGGAUGAUUACAGUGAGCUGCUGCAGGAGAUCACAGCUAACCUGACGGAGAAGGAGAUUCAGGUAGAGAAGGCCCAGCUGGAUGCAUCCUGUUUCAUGGAGGAGCUGCCUGGGGAGAAGGACCUGGCCCACGUGGUGGAGAUCUAUGACUUUGAGCCAGCGCUCAGGACGGAGGACCUGCUGGCAACAUUCUCUGAGUUCCAGGACAAGGGGCUCAAGAUCCAGUGGGUGGAUGACACCCACGCACUCGGCAUCUUCCCCUGCCUGGCCUCAGCUACCGAGGCCCUGACCAAGGAGUUCUCCAUUCUCAAGAUCCGGCCGCUCACCGAGGGAACCAAGCAGUCAAAGCUCAGAGCCCUGCAGAGGCUGAAGCUCCUGCGACUGGUGAAGGAGAGGCCACAGACAGAUGCAGCAGUGGCCCGGAGACUGGUGGCCCAGGCUCUGGGGCUCCAACACAAAAAGAAAGAGCGGCCUUCCGGCUCAAGUAAUCUGCCAUCCUAAGGCCCCAGGCCUGGCCACUCAGACUAAGCCGGGCCUCAACACCUUACACCUUACAGACGUCAGGAACCUUACACCUCUGCAGAGCUUCACCAUGGGGCCCACCGGGUGGGCUUUAGUUUGGUUUAAUCCCAGAGAUUAAGAAAAAAUAAAAACUCGAAGGUUCUAAUUGCUUCAAAAUGUGGUGUGAUGGGACACUAGGGGGCGCUGUCACAUCUCUUGUGUGCCUGUGGCUGCCUGGAGACCUGAUCACCCUGGAACCUUGACCUGGAGGAUCCUGUCAGGGCUCUGAGGCCCUUGUCCACAGUCCACCCUGUUUGAGGGUAGUUGUGCCUGCCUUGUGCUACCUGCCCAGGGUCUGACAUUUCACAUAUGCCCACCUUCCUCUGGGACGGUGUUACCAUCAGUGUAGGUUACAGGAGGGAUCCUCCCAGGUAGAAACACACAAGGCCCAGAGGUGAGAUCUGAAUGCAGGCCGCCUGUGCCUGCCUCUCUGCUGGCUCCCGCAGUGUGUGGCUGCCAAAGCGGCCUCAGUUGGAGCUUUGUGGUCUGGGUGAGCAUGCCAUCUUGGGCCGGCCACCCACCCUGGCUGCUGUUGGGAAGAGUAUAGAGCCCUUGCUCUCUUUGCACACGCUCCCUCCUUAGAGAAGCCCCUAGCCAUCCCCUCCCCUCUGGUCCUGAUACAACUGCUCUAC